Fonsecaea erecta is the source of this 1374-nucleotide messenger RNA. RefSeq lists its product as hypothetical. Bases 1 to 1374 code for a protein of 457 amino acids. The record is from RefSeq and is a predicted model, not a curated record. NCBI's taxonomy places the organism in Eukaryota, Fungi, Ascomycota, Eurotiomycetes, Chaetothyriales, Herpotrichiellaceae. The transcript has a single exon.
AUGGGUAAUGUACAGGGCCUCGAACAAGAUCAGUCGCCGGGGUUGUUGCCUAACCUCAAGACCAACACUCCCAAUACUUUACCACUGUCGACUGAGGUGAAAGCAGAGGCCCAGAGUCCAGCCAACCAUGAAUCCUCACAGACCCACGAAGAUCUAACUAGUCUGACCGACCACGACAUGAGCAGCGCCCUCUUCUUCGUAGAACCAGAUCCAGAAACCAUUCAUCCUAACGUCGACUUGUCGGACAGAAACAAUCUUGUUCGCCUCCUUGCCCUCUAUCAGUGCGGCUGGAGGCAGGGACGCGGGCGGGGCCCACGCGAGCAUGAAACGUGCAUCUGGUGUCGUGGACCUGUGGCCCCGAACGUCGAAGUCCUCACCCAUGUUGGUAAUAGCAACAGUUGUAGGAACAGCUGGCCCGCGACCUGUCUUCUGGAGUGGAUCGACCAAGAGCUCGGCGCUGCCAAAAACCAUGCGUUGCAAUGCCCCAUGUGCCGGGAGCAGUUUUUCAGCUGUUAUUCUACCUCUGAUCCAGAUUUCAGGAAGGACCAAGGGGGGCCCGAUGCUCAAGGCGUUAUUAGCGCUGCUUGGGUGAGGUGCAUUCUUUUCAGCCCGUUGUAUGCCAGGGAAACUUGUGUCAAGAAGGGGAAGCCGCUCAUCAUCAUCAAGAGUGAGGAAGCUAGGAAGCUCGUGCUGCUGAACAAAGAGCAAUACAUCUUCAAUGGAUGUGAAAAUCUUAGUCAAAAGGUCUUUGUACGAAUGAGAAGAUUACUUCACAGAGCGAAGGGAACGAACAUUUUGCAGAGUUCUGAAUCACCCUCCGCCUCGGAAACCCUGGUCCUGAAUACUGUUGCCUCGAGCACUCGCGACCGUCCUGUUGAGGAAGAGAAACAGUUACCAAAACCUCCUUUGGACACCAUGUGGGCCCUCCUGGAUUGGGGAGACAACCAAUUUCGAAUGUCACCUUUGCUGGCCCACCAGGCGCAUGCCUUGAAGACGCUGACGGAACAACAAGGAGGAGUUGUGAAAACCAUGAACGCCGACGAGUUUGCUGCGUUGGCCAAGGGAAAUGGAGGUCUCGAGAGGGCGGUGAGAGGUUUCCAACCAGACGAUGAGGCCGAGUUGGCUGCAAUGAAGGUUUCGGGUACGGAAUGGCUGAUCAAAAUGCAGCGCGAGUCUUCAAAAGAAGACGAGCGCGCAUCGGAAAAGGAGUGGUAUGAGCGACUUGCCGAGUUUUAUCAAGUCAGCGUGGAUCCGGAAACAGGAGAGAUUGAGCAUCCCGAUGCCAUGCGGGAACCUCCCUCGAGCCUGUCUACAGAUACGGACGAUGAGUGGGAUGGCUCGGACGAGUCUUUGCCGGAGCUUCCUAUUGUCUGA